CGCAAAUGGCUGAAAAUUAAUAGUAAAAUUGGGGUGACAUGACAUCAGACGAAGACAACGAUAAACCAAAAAAUGCUUCUGAUGAAGAGGAUAACCGAAACAAGAAAAGAUCAAAUUACAAAGGCAACAACAAUUAAAGAAAUAACAAUAAAAGAGGAUACAGAGAUAACAAAGAUUAUCCAAGAUAAGAAAAUGAUCAAAGAGACAAUAAGGACAAUUAAAGGAAUUAUAAAAAUAGAGAUAACUAUAGAGGUGAUAGAAACGAGAGAGGAGACAGGAAUGACAACAAUCAAAGAAGAAAUUAUAAAGAUAACAAUCGUAAUCAUUUUAGUUUAAUAUUAGGAUUUAUUGAAUAAAAGAAAGAGUAGCUCGCUAAUUUUACUGGGGAUAAUGUCAAUAUUCUCAUUCAUCUCUAAAAUCUGAAAUUGAAUGAGGAUUAAAUUAAGGAAGUCUUGAAAGACAUAGUCAUGAACAAUUUCUCAAUCCAUGACGAUCAAGCUAGAUUUGAUGUAGAUAAGGAUAAUGCUUUAAAAUUACUUGAUGCUCAUAAAUUAUAAAUUGUAAUCAGAUAACAUAUAAAUUUAUUUAGGAAGUUGAUGGAAAGACUGAAAGAAUUUUUAUGAAAAUAGAUUUUGAUAGGGACAGAAAUUAUGGAAAUAAAGGAAAGUAAUACCAUAAGCAACCAAGAUAAUUUAAUGAAGAAAACUAAAAUGACUUUGUGCACAAAAGAAGAGAUCAAUAGUUUAGAGGAGGAGACUAUCAAAAUAGAAGAGGCAAUAAUUAUCAAUAAUAACAUUAAAAAGUCUAAGAGCCUCCAAAGAUUCUCAGGAACCCUUCAUCACGAGCCGAUGAAAAUAAUGUAAUUUUGCUUAUUAAUCAUCAGGCGUAAUAACCUUAAGCUACGUAAAAUAUUGACCAAACACCUACAGACGAUGGAGAAAAGAAGGUUGAAUAAGUGGAAAAGGUAGAGAAAUAAUAAGAACCUCAAAUUCCUACUGAUGAAUAAUAAUAAUAAAUGCAAUAAUAAUAAUAAUAAUAAUAAUAGUAAUAAUAAUAAUAACAAUAAUCAUAAUCAUAAUAUCAAGAAUCUAAUUAAAGAAGGUAUAACAAUUAUAGAGGAAAUGACUACCAAAAUAAAAAUUAUCAUAAUAAUAAUUAUCAUAAUAACUAUAAAAAUAAUUAUAGAAAUAGAGAUCAAACUAAUCAAGAUGAGAAUGCAGAUUAAUAAAAAGAUAACAAUCCUGACAAUUAAUUCAGAAAUAACAAAUAAUAUAGAGGGAAUAAAUAUUAAAAUAGAGAUUAAAAAAAUUUUUAAAAUGAUAAUGAUUAACCUGGAGACUAAAAUGAUGAAAAUAAUAGAGCAUAACAAAGAGGUGGAUACAAAAACUAUGAAAAUAGAAAAGACUAUUACAAUAGAGAUAAUAGGGAUUAUAAAAGAGAUAAUAGAGAUUAUAGAGAUUAAAGAGAAAACCCUGAUAAAAGAGAACCUUAAGAAUUGAUUGAGAAUAAAGAAUAGGGAGAUAAUAAGGAAUAGAAAGAUAAUAGAGAUUAGGGAGAAAAUAAAGAUUAAAGAGACAAUAAUGGUCAAAGAGAAAAUAGAGAUUAAAGGGACAAUAGAGAUUAAAGAAAUAAAUGGGAAAAUAAAGAUUAAAGAUAUUAAAGAGAUAAUAGGGAUUAUGGAGAUAAUAGAGACUAAAGAUAUCAAAGAGAUAACAGAGAUUUCAGAGACAAUAGAGAUAAUAGAGACAAUAGAGAUAAUAGAGACAAUAGAGAUAAUAGAGAUAAUAGAGACAAUAGAGAUAAUAGGGAUAAUAAAGACAAUAGAGAUAAUAGGGAUAAUAAAGACAAUAGAGAUAAUAGGGACAAUAGGGAUAAUAGAGAUAAUAGGGAAAAUAGGGACAAUAGAGAUAAUAGAGAUAAUAGGGAUAAUAGAGACAAUAGGGAUAAUAGAGACAAUAGGGAUAAUAGAGAAUAUAGAGAUAAUAAAGACAAUAGAGAUAAUAGAGACAAUAGAGAUAAUAGAGAUAAUAGAGACAAUAGAGACAAUAGAGAUAAUAGAGAUAAUAGAGAUAAUAGAGAUAAUAGAGAUAAUAGAGAUAAUAGAGAUAAUAGAGAUAAUAGGGAUAAUAGGGAUAAUAAAGAUAAUAGAAAUAAAUGGGAUAAGAGAGAUUACUAAGAUAAUUAUGACAACAGAGAGCGAAGAGAUAACAAUUAUAGAGAAAAAAGAGAAAAAUGGGAAAAUAAAGAUAAUAAGGAAUAUUAAGAUAAUAGAGGAAAUAGAGAAAAUAAUAAUAAAGGUUAUAGAGACAAUUAAUCUCAAAGAGAUAAUGAUAGAGAAUAGAAAGAUGGAUAAAAUCACGAUCAAGAAGAUCAAAAGAGAGUAAUCAAUAGAGAUAGAAAACCUCAUGUAAAUAUUUAAAUAUAUCAUAGAAUGAACUUUAAGAUUUUGCAAUUGCUCAUCACCAUAAUAAACAAAAGAAAGAAUCUAAAAAGUAAUAAAUAAAAUCUUAAAAUCCAUUCGAAUUAUUAAAAAAUUGA
Molecule: messenger RNA, 2538 nt
Organism: Paramecium octaurelia
Lineage: Eukaryota; Ciliophora; Oligohymenophorea; Peniculida; Parameciidae
Source: the annotation of a GenBank genome assembly